AGAAAUUCCUAAUUUAUUUAUAUUUUUAAUGGUUGUAUUAGGCUCUAAUAAUUCGCCUCAAAUAUUUAAUGUUUUAUUCAAGGAGGUUUUUUCUGAUUUAAAGACUUCAAAUUCAAUGUGGGAAUGUAUAUCUACAAGAGCAACAAAAUUAGCAGCGCAAUUGAAUGCAACGGCUUCAGCACUUUCUAAUUUUGUUGAUGCAUUACAAACUGUCAGCGAUUGUGCCAACAACGUUAAUGGUAUAAGUCGUGACAUUGGGGCUGCACUUACGCGCUAUUGUAUUAGACAGCGUAGCAUUGAGAGUGGACUCCGAAAAAUUUCCCAGCCUUUGAUCGAAGAAUUUGCCGGCGAAUUGGAGAAAAAAUGUGCAGAAUGGAAGCAUUCACUUGCUGAUGCUGAGCGUCGACACCAACGUUCUUGUAAACGUCUAAAGUCAUCCCAUUCGUCGCAAGCAGAUGCAGAGAAGCGUCAUACCUUUAUUGAACUGUUACAUAUGCAGAGGAGUCAUUAUGCUGGGUUUAUAGCUUUGUUGCUUCCAUUUAUUGGUUCACAAUUGGACGUUUUGGAUGAGAAUACACAUUUACGACAAGUUCGAGAUUCAUUGGAGGCGACAUUAAAUGGAUCUGAUGCACAUUUAUUAGUAGAUGCACUUAUUGAGGAUAUUACUCUUUGUUCAUCUUCUUCAAAAAUAGAUGGCAAAACUUGUGAUGAGUCAAAUAAAGUAUUUGAAAAACAAAAUUUAAAACAAAUUGGAAUUGUCAAUGAUAGUAAAAGUUCAAAAAUUCUAACUCAACAACAUCAUUGCCCUUCUACCUCUUCAAUGUUUUUUAUUAAUGGGCAAAAUAAUGAUAAUCUUGUAGUUUGUAAUCGAAAUUCAAUGCCACAACAAGACUCACAAAGAGAGUGCUUUUUGCCUCCUUCCCAAUUGUGCACUUCUCCAACCCACACAUUCAUUCACUCUGAUGUUAACACUUCUGUUCCUUCUCGAUACCGACUUCCAUUGCCAGAUGCUUUUAUUGUUUCUUCAUCAGCUUGUUCAUCACAAAAUUCUCCUACAAACUUAAUUAAAAAUAAACAAAAUUUUAUUCAACAAUCAUUGCCCUGUUGUAGCAGUAAUUGUUCUUCAAUAAGAACUGUAGAUUCUGGUACUAGUUAUUCUAAUAAUAGUGAACAACAGAAUAAUUUAAUUAAAGUGUCUGAUGGAGGGAUUAUCAAUCAACUAAGGCCUUCAAGUAUUGGAAGUACUGCAAUUGCAGAUCCUACAAAUUCUGCUGAAACUUUACAACAAAUUGACCGUCUUGGAUUAGAAUUGGAUAAUUAUUGUACAGGAUUAGAUAUUGAGAGUAAUGACGAAGAAAAGAAAUAUUAUGAUAAACAAGAAAAUAUUCAUAAUAAUAAAAACAAACAAAAACUUCCACCAGUUCCGCCUAAGAGAACUGAGAAUUUCUGUCCACCACCUAAUGUUCGAUUUAGAAAUGAUUCUAAUUUUUUUGGUCAUGAACAGAAUAAAACCGUUCAACCCCCUCCAUUACCAGAACGAAGAAAUUCAACAAUCUCUGCUGCUACCCCAACAGCACCAAGCAUUGCUGAUAUACGUUCUGCUUGUGUCAUUCCUCCUCUCAGCUCAAUGACUACGUCAAUGCCAAUUUCUUUUAAUUCAGCAAUACCUUCAAUUAAAAAAGAAUCUUCACAAAUAUUUAAUCAUGUGCCAAAUCAAACUGAGACUUUAUUUUCAUCAUCAAAUUAUCACAAUCAAUGA
Messenger RNA from Meloidogyne enterolobii, 1759 nucleotides. Lineage: Eukaryota; Metazoa; Nematoda; Chromadorea; Rhabditida; Meloidogynidae. The record is from the annotation of a GenBank genome assembly.